AUGGAUCGAGAUCAGAGAGCCAGCGAAUCUGACGCCGUGGAAGAGCAAAUCGACAUGGAAGGCAGCGCCCUGCCACGGCUCAAAUCGCCUCCACCACCUUGGCGCAGCGAGCGUGUGAAAUGGAACUCGUUCCGAGACACGCUCGUGUGGAUCGGCAUGGAUCCGCGGAGGCAGCCCAGCCCCGCUGCACUGUGCCGCCUUGCCGCAUCGGAUGCGCCGCUCCAUGCUCAGCAAACUAAGGCACAUCGCAGCACAUCGCAGCACUGUGCAUUGCGGCAGAUUGCCGGUCAGAUGUCACCACAUUCUUUCCGCUUCCCGGGUCCAACACGCCUCCUCUUCCCCUUCCACCCCUCUCACCGCUCACCACCCUCGACACUCACAUCUCGAUGGCCUCGUCGCACUAAGAUCCGUGCCGCCUCGCACCCAAGCUUGGCGGUUUCCACCCUGCAUCGCUCUCUCCUGAUCAACCGUCAAAUCUGGGCCCAACCCUCUCACAACAUCCCCUCGAUCUGGCAUCCUGCAGCUUCGAGCUUCACUGGCACAGCGUCUGCCGUUCGGGCUUGCGACAUCAUUGCAUCCACAUCGCACCGCCAAAACCUGCACCGCGCAAGAGCAAGCGCACCGCUCUCGAACCUGAACCUCGACGCCCUGCAGGCUGUAGGUCCCGUGAGCAUUCCGUGCACCCAUCUCUCUUUGCACGCCUGCUCCACCACCGACAUCUCGAUCCUGUGCUCUAGUCGCCACGCCUUGAUCUGCCGCAACCGAGACGCCCCGCCAUCCUCGUCACCCGGUCCAGCCUUUCGCUUAGCAGCCUUGUUGCAUCCAUUGCCAUUCCUGGGUUCCGUUGAGCCCAGCUCUUAUUCGCCGAAGCUGUCUUCAGUGGCUCCCUCUCUCGAUCGUCGACCCCCAAAGCCAGCGUCGGCACUAGCCCCGAGGGCGAGUCUGCAUCUCGGCCAUAUCUGCCUUGUCUCGGUCGGAUCUGCAAAGCUGCCCGUUGUUCAACAACACCCCAACUCUCGAGAUCAUCGACGUUAUCGCACCAAACGUCAAUCUCGCUCCAUCUUCUCCAAAGCUUCCCACGCUUCACUGUAUCUCUAG
Molecule: messenger RNA, 1098 nt
Organism: Moesziomyces antarcticus
Lineage: Eukaryota; Fungi; Basidiomycota; Ustilaginomycetes; Ustilaginales; Ustilaginaceae
Exons: 4
Coding region: 1-1098 (365 amino acids)
Source: RefSeq, a predicted model, not a curated record